AUCAGAUCGAAGAAACAGAAGAAGAAAGAGAUGUGUUCAUCGCAAAAUUGGCAUCCAUUGCUGACGAAAAAAAAAACAGAUCUCUUGUUGGAAGAAAAACGAACAGAACUGCACAACAAAAUGUUAGCAGCAAAGCGACAAGAGCUUGAAGAAAGGAAGAAGCUGCAAACAGAGGGUGAGAGAUUGCAAAGACAAUUGCGAGAGCAAAAAGCAAAGCAGACAGCAACAAAAGAACAACUUGCCCUCUUGGCAGAAACUGUCCUCCAUACCAAGCAAGAGUUGGCAGCGAUGAACAAAACACUGCAGAAAGUUGAAACCCACCAAUACGAGUUUGAGGGAAUCUGGAACACCUUCCUACAAAAAUCUGCAACAGAUGUGGAUCAUUAUAUUAAGGCAUAUAUCGGGAAAUUAGAUGAUCACAUCAAUGAAACCUUUACUCCCGCUGUGAUUGAAAACAUUUGCGGCAGCGGAGGAGGAGGAGGAGAUGGAGACAGAGAUGGGGAUGAUGGAGACAGAAAGAAAAAGGGAGUGCAGCAAGAAGAAAUUGGGGAAGUGAGGAAGAUCAAAGUAAAGGUGUCGUGGACAUACACCGACAAGAAGGAGGAGAGUGUGUUGCAUUGGAUAGCUGCUAUAGAAUCCUACGUGUAUGGGCAGCGCAUUCCAUACUGGGACAGGGUCCUAAUGGCCACUUCAUGCAUGGCCGACGAUGCAACGAGUUUCGCCCCCGCGGGGGAGGGCGACAAGGAAGAGGUCGUGGCCGAGGAAGAGGAGGUCGCGGACGUGGAGGAAGAGGACCCGGCACCCAGAGGGGUGGUGGCGAAGGUAGCUACUACGUGGGUGGAAGGGGCUAUGGUCCCUCACAAGGUGGUCGAGGUUCCAACUCCACAUGGGGUAGAGGAAGAGGCACGUGGUAUGGAAAUUGGGAUAAGCCAUAUCCACCCCAUCCCGGUUUGCCAGAAGGCAAGUCUUGGGAAAAGUUGGGGAUUACAGAAAAGGUCUAGCAAGAUAGAAAAGUUGCUGACCAGUGUCUCAAAUGUGGUGACCCCAACCACAUUGUUCCCUACUGCCCGGAUUACAAGUGUUAUUGUAACCUAUUUAGAUGUAGGCACCGAUUUGCAAGAGAAGAUUAAGAAUGCGUAUCCCACUGAUCCUGUUUAUGGCGCUAUGUUGAAGCAUGUUCAGGAAGCGCCACAAGAGUUUCCUAACUAUCGUGUGACCCAAGGACUAUUGUUUGAAAGAACAGAUGUACAUGAUAGGCUUUACUCUGCAGAGCGUACUGAACUCCAUGAGGUUGAGCAGAGUGUGCACGAUCUUCAGGAUCGGCUAGGAGAUAGCCCUGAUCAAGCACAAAUGGUGCCUGCUCGAGGAAGAAGCACUUUGUCCAUUGGUGGUGGAGAUAAGUUGUCCUUAUCUCAUGAUGAGUUUCCAGCGACUGGAGCCUUUGCAGAAUUCCAUAGCAGCCAUCCUGCUGUCCAUGGAGUCAACGGCAAAGGUGAGAGCGCCACAGCAGUGUGGACCCACAAUGUGGAAGUCCUCAAUGCAGCCGCUCAGAGCCUUCUUGCUGCCCUUGAGUCUCAUGGUUCUCUUGUGGCUCAAUCAUGUGCCCUGCAUGAGCAGCGGGGUGUAGCGAUAGGCUUUGGAAACGCUCAAGUAGCAGGCAUGAUGUCCAAAGCCUUGUUUAACAAAGCAAAGGCAAGGCACAGACAAAAUAUAGUGCCCUAUCUCAAACACCCCUUUGACGGGGAGCAACCUGUGGCCAAUAACGCCUACCGGAUUGUGGAAUGUGCCUCAACAUACUAUAAACACUUGUUUACAUCAGAGACAUCUACGACGAACCAGCAGCAGCUGGAAGCAGCUAGAACGUCCCUAUUGGAGGCUUUGCCGGCUCUGCUAUCCUCACAGCAAAGAAACCUCUUGGAGUCCCCCCUCACCCCCGCAGACCUUCUCAAGGCUCUUCAUGAUAUGGAUGACAACAAGACUCCUGGUCUUCAUGCGUUCCCUAAAGAGUUUUGGUUGCAUUUCUGGGAUGUGUUCGCCACGGACUUCAUCGACUACGUGAAUGUGGUAUUUCACAAGGAAUCUUUCGGGGAUAUGAUGGGCCAAGGGGUGACUACGCUGCUUUACAAGAAGGGAGACUAGGAGGAGAUCCGCAAUUACUGCCCUAUCACCCUCCUGCCGGUUCCCUACAAAAUAGUGGCAAAAGCAUUGGCCAACAGG
This is a messenger RNA of Chara braunii, 2217 nucleotides long. NCBI's taxonomy places the organism in Eukaryota, Viridiplantae, Streptophyta, Charophyceae, Charales, Characeae. The record is from the annotation of a GenBank genome assembly.